Lodderomyces pseudojiufengensis is the source of this 1359-nucleotide messenger RNA. Its product is annotated as putative oxidoreductase. NCBI's taxonomy places the organism in Eukaryota, Fungi, Ascomycota, Pichiomycetes, Serinales, Debaryomycetaceae. The coding region runs from base 1 to 1359 and encodes 452 amino acids. The record is from RefSeq and is a predicted model, not a curated record. The transcript has a single exon.
AUGCCUGUUGACUUCUUAACUAGUGUAUUCUUUGAUGGUCCAGAGGUAAUACCGUAUUGGGAUCAAAUAAAAGAAUAUGGACCAACAAUACUACCUAUUUUAUUAUCUAUAAUCUUUGCAAAAUAUUAUUUUAGAGGUUCAACUAAUACUUGGGAAAGAGAUUUACAUGGGAAAGUAUAUAUUAUAACUGGUGGUACAUCGGGGAUAGGAGCAGCUCUUGCGUUUGAAUUAGCUACAAAAGGAGCACAAUUAAUUUUAUUAACUAGAAGAACAAAUGAUUUAUGGUUAGCAGAAUAUAUUGAAGAUUUAAGAGAUAAAACUAAUAAUCCUUUAAUUUAUGCUGAAGAAUGUGAUUUAAAUUCAUUAUACUCGGUAAGAAAAUUUGCAACAAAAUGGUUAGAUAAUCAACCACCAAGAAGAUUAGAUGGAGUCCUAUGUUUAGCUGCUGAAUCAAUUCCAAGAAAUUCCCCAAAACAAUUUACAAUAGAAGGUAUAGAAAGACAAAUUGGUAUAAAUUAUUUAGGACAUUUUCAUUUAUUAACUUUAUUAGAACCAAGUUUAAAAGUUCAACCACCAGAUAGAGAUGUUAGAAUUUUAUUAGCACUUUGUUCAUCACAAAAUUUAGGAGAUAUAGAUUUAAAUGAUUUAUUAUGGGAACACAAGACAUAUCCAAAAUCACAACCAUGGAAAGUUUAUGGUACCUCUAAAUUAUUAUUAGGAUUAUUUGGAAAAUAUUAUCAAAAACAAUUAAUGCAAUAUGAAAGAAAAGAUAAAGCUCCUUGUAAUAUUAGAAUAAAUUUUGUAAAUCCUGGUAUUGUUAGAUCACCAUCAACAAGAAGAUUUAUAUCAAUGGGUACAAUAUGGGGAUUAUUGUUAUAUCUUUUAACUUUCCCCAUAUGGUGGAUAUUUUUAAAAAGUGUUUCACAAGGAGCACAAACUUUUUAUUUUGGAUUAUUUAAUCCAAUAUUUAUGAAAUUAGAAGGUGGGAAUUAUUUACAAGAAUGUAAAAUUAUAACAAAAGUUAGAAAAGAAUAUGAUGAUGAUGAUUUACAAUCUAAAAUUUAUCAUAAUACUCUUGAGCUAAUUAAAAAAUUUGAAAUUCAAAGUGCAAUUGAAAGAAAAAAACACAAGACAAAAGAACAACUCGCAAAGGAAGAAAAAGAUGAAUUAAAUCGUAAAAAGGAUAUUAAUAUAAAACCAAAAACAACUGAUGAAUUAGAACAUAAAUUAAAUUCAUUAAGAAGUCAAAUUGGUUUAGGAAGUGGUUCAACUACAAAUACAAAGGAAUUACCAUUAUUUCCAAAUGUUGAUGAUUUAAAUAGUCUAAAACAAGGUAAAAAUGUAAAUAGUAAAAAAUAA